Messenger RNA from Rhagoletis zephyria (snowberry fruit fly), 2808 nucleotides. NCBI's taxonomy places the organism in Eukaryota, Metazoa, Arthropoda, Insecta, Diptera, Tephritidae. The record is from RefSeq and is a predicted model, not a curated record.
AUGGUAAAUGUUGCAGUCUCUUCGGUGGCGGUCAUGUCCAUCGAUCUGGGCUCAGAAUGGAUGAAAAUUGCCAUCGUCAGUCCAGGUGUCCCCAUGGAGAUCAUCCUCAACACUGAUUCUCAACGCAAAACUCCACUUGUGGUCGCAUUUAGGGACGGUGAACGCUUCAUAGGCGAUGCUGCCUUAACCGUGGGAGUUCGCUUUCCGGAGAAAACUUUUACUCAUUUUCUUGAUCUGGUGGGCAAAAGUAGCCUCAAGUCGGUUGCAGCGCAAAAGUACAAGGAGCGCUUUCCAUAUCACAACCUGGUUGAAACGGAAAAUGGUCAGCUUGCUUUUGUGCUGAAAGACAAUGGCCAGGAGGUUCAGUACACGCCGGAGGAGUUGCUCUCGAUGCUCCUCUCCAAGGCUCGUACUUUUGCCGAAAUUGCCUCGGCUUCAUCAUCGCAAAGUGGACAGGCCCAAAUCAUCACCGACUGUGUUCUCACUGUGCCUCCGUACUUCUCGCAAGCCGAACGACGUGCACUGAAAGAUGCCGCUAAUCUGGCUGGACUUAAAGUUCUGCAGUUGUUGAACGCCAACACGGCGUUUGCUCUAAACUAUGGCGUCUUUCGCCGUAAAGAUUUCAACUCGACACCAACGAACAUUCUACUGUACGACAUGGGCGCUGGUGACACCGUCAGCACCAUUGUUAGCUUUCAAGUCGUCAAAACCAAAGAGCGCGGCUUCACCGAAUCCAAUCCCCAACUCAGUGUGAAAGGCGUUGGUUACGAUCGGUAUUUGGGUGGCUUUGAAUUUCAACUGCGACUGCGAGAUCAUUUGGUGAAGCUGUUUGCUGAGCAAAGCAAGAAGACAGUUGACGAAAUCAGCAAAAACAAGCGAGCUAUGGCUAAGCUGUUGAAGGAGGCUGGCAGACUGAAGAAGGUGCUGUCUGCCAACAAUGAACACAAGGCUCAGGUGGAGAACGUCAUGAACGACAUUGACCUGAAGGCGAUUGUCACUCGAGAGCAGUUUGAAGCCCUUUCCGCUGAUUUGCUGAAUGAGCGUGUCACAAAGCCACUGGACGAUGUUCUCCAGAGUUCCGGCUACCAGCUAACGGAAAUUGAUUCGUUUAUUGUCAUUGGUGGCGCCACUCGCAUUCCAAAGGUUCAGCAGCUUCUUCAGGAGUACUUUUCGCGGGAGCUCAGCAAGAAUAUAAACGCCGACGAAGCUGGUGCCCUCGGUGCCGCCUACCAGGCUGCUUACUUGUCUAAAGGGUUUAAAGUCAAGACAUUUCAUGUGAAGGAUGCUAACCUGUUCCAGAUCAAUGCCGAUUUUGAUCGUCUCAAUGAUAGCGGCGAAAAGAAAACCGUCAGCCGAGCUUUGUUCGGUCGGAACAACCUUUAUCCGCAGAAGAAGGUCAUCACCUACAGUAAGCACAAGGAAGACUUUGACAUUAUGGUCAACUACGGUGAGCCAGUUCCACAGGACAGCCCGAAGAGCAUUUACAAGGUUUCACUGAAAAACAUUGCUCCAGUUUAUGACAAGUACACUGGCAAUUCGAGCGUAGAGGCGAAGGGAAUCAAGGUGCACUUCAGCAUGGAUGAGAGCGGCAUUCUCUCGGUCACCAAUUCGGAGGCACUUUUUGAGGUCGAGUACGAAGAGGUUACCGAGUCGGAUCAGUACGAAAAUCUGAGUGAAGCUGUUGGCGAUGCCAUUUCCAAGUUUGGCAGUACCAUCUCAAAACUUUUUAGUGGAAAUGAAGAGGCUGGCAACGAAACUCAAAGUGAAAAUGCAACAACUACCGAAGAGGCGACGGCUCAACUGAACGAAACCAAAACUGAUUCAGAAAAGAAAGAACAAGAAAAGCCUGAUGUUAAUCAGACUGAAUCGAGCAACUCUACUACAACGAAGCAAAUUAAAAAGGAGUUGAAAAAGAAGACUGUCAAGGAGGAGAUUUCCUCUGUUAUUGAUAUCCUCGACAUUGUUCCGCUGCCGGCAGAUGUCCUCUCCGCAUCAAAGGAUAAGCUUAAAAGUCUAAACGAAAAAGAGAUUGCAAAGCUGAAGAGAGAUCAAGCCAAGAACACUCUCGAGUCGUUCAUCUUGGAGACUCGUGACAAGCUGGAGCAGAAUGAGUUUGCCAGUGCCACCACCGACGAGGAGAAGACCAAAAUUGAAAGUGAGCUGCGCACCGCUUCCGACUGGCUGGAGUACGAAUCGGAUGGCGCCGAUGCAGCUGUGUUUGAGGAGCAAAUUAAAAAGUUGGCUUCCAUUACCAAUGAGCUUUUUAACCGCGUUCGUGAACACCGAGAGCGACCUGAAGCGCUGGGCGCUCUGCGCAACAUCCUCAACAUUAGCGACAUGUUCCACUCUAAUGCAAUUAAUAUGAGCGAAGACGACCAGGUGUUUAGCCAAGUGGAGCUAACUAAUCUGCGCGUACUGGUCGACGAGACACAGACGUGGAUGGAGGAAUCGGUGAAGGAGCAGGCCCUUCUCCCCGCCAACGUCAACCCUACAAAGCUGACUCUACGAGCAAUCGCCGAAAAGACUGCCGCCCUCGACCGAGAGGUCAAGUAUCUUCUCAACAAGGCACGAGUCACCCCGCCUAAGAAGAAGCCAAAGAAGGAAGAGUCGAAAAAGGAUGACAACUCAACCGACCCAUUGGAUGCUUCCGAUCCGCAGACUGAAGAAACAACUGAAGACCAGCCGACUAAUGAGAGUGAAAAGUCGGAAAAGAAUGAGAAGGCGUCUGAAAAGCCAGUCGCUGAAGAGGAGGGGGAGAAGAUUUCUCCGGAGAAGGUCGUGGACGUUCCCCCCAAGACCGAAUUGUGA